AAUCAAAACAAGCCACAGAAAGAAUCCAACACCGAUGCAAAUUUACUCAUGUGCGGUAAAAUGUGUCUUCGUAUGGCUGCGAACUUUAGAAACAUGAUUAGUGACUCAUCAUGUCGCGAGAGAGGUGGAUUCCGCGAACAAUCAAACGGACGCGACAUGAAAAAACAUGAAUACCAGCAACCGUCCGCGUCCAUCCGCGCCUAAUGAUAACGAAUUAUAUUGCUGUCUGGUGUUGGAGUAUAAAUAGUCUCCGGUACGGUAUCUGGCAGUAUCAGAACGCAAAGAUGACUUCAAACAGUAACAGCAACCCUGCUGCCAACGCCGGUCAGCAAGCCCAGUUUGUUGGAAUUAUUCCCGAGUACGACGCGGACACAGACGACUGGAGUGUUUAUUACGAGAUUCUGGAGGAGUACUUCAAAGCCAAUGGGGUACCGAACAGUAGCAAGGUUUCGGUGCUGAUCAGCGUGAUUGGCCCGGAUACAUACCGAUUGUUGCGAGACCUUUGCCAUCCAGAUUCGCCGAACAGCAAAACUUAUGACGAAUUGUGUGAAAUGUUGGCCAAGCAGUUCCUACCAGAGAUUGCGAUUUUCCGUGAGAGGGCCAAGUUCUACCGAGCAGAGCAGCAACGUGGUGAGGAUGUCAAAACUUGGUACGCCAGGCUGAAGAAUUAUUCGAUGAACUGCAAAUUUGGAGAUCGUUUAGAGCAACUGCUGUUGGAUAAGUUCAUUGUUGGAUUGCACCCUGGUCCGAUUCAGGAUCGACUUUGUGAAGAGAGAGAAAAUCUGACAUUAAAAAGUGCAUUGGAUUUGGCUGCCAAUCGAGAGUCAGCUAUGCAGGAUGAAUCCAUGUUGGACAACAUGGCUGAUUUGAAUCUGGACGACUUUCAUCAUAGGGGAAGAAAGCAUGGAGAUCGACACAAUCAUCGAGGACGUCAUCAAGACAAUGAUCGUCAAGGACACGGUCACGGCCAUGGGGGUCCACCACAGCAUGGCCGUCAUGGUCAUCAUGGCCACCAUGGACCACCCCAUCAUGGACCUCACGGCCGUGAAAUGCAUGUUGGAUUUGGGCCGCGUGGGCCUCAUGGACCGCAUGGACCACAUGUAUCGGGCCCACAUCCCUUGGGCCGCCAUCCUAUGGGACCGAUGAUGAUGGCACGUUUCUGUCCAAGAGGGAUACACGAAUUCGAAGGAAUGAUGGGACCUCGAUGGUCCAUGCGCGGCCAUGAGAUAAAACGUUGGGAAAAAUUUUGCCGCAAGAUGCAGACCCGGAGACGCAAAGCCAGUACAAGCUCAAGCAGUUCAAGCAGUAGCAGUAGCAGCUCUGACAGUGAUAGCGAUAAUGAGGGCAAAAGGUGCAAGAAGGGACGUCGUCCACAUUAUGGACACAAGAAAGGUGAUCGUCAUGGAACAUUUGGAUAUCAUGGCGAAAAAGGAUCGUGCAAAGGCCCAUGGAAUAAACGAUGUGGAGGACGAAAGGAGCAACAGGAUGUAGGUCCAUGUAUUCCCGAAAAUACAGUGCCAGAGCUCAUCGAAUAAAGGACUGUAUCAUACAUAUUAUCAUUUUAAUAUCUCAUCAUUAGUAAUGGACCAAAGAAAAAAAAAAAA
This is a messenger RNA of Armigeres subalbatus, 1604 nucleotides long. RefSeq lists its product as uncharacterized. The coding region runs from base 204 to 1535 and encodes 443 amino acids. Lineage: Eukaryota; Metazoa; Arthropoda; Insecta; Diptera; Culicidae. The record is from RefSeq and is a predicted model, not a curated record. The transcript has a single exon.